Messenger RNA from Oryza brachyantha (malo sina), 1197 nucleotides. Its product is annotated as S-formylglutathione hydrolase. Gene Ontology annotation, biological process: formaldehyde catabolic process. The transcript has 7 exons. The record is from RefSeq and is a predicted model, not a curated record. Lineage: Eukaryota; Viridiplantae; Streptophyta; Magnoliopsida; Poales; Poaceae. Gene Ontology annotation, molecular function: S-formylglutathione hydrolase activity. Gene Ontology annotation, cellular component: cytosol. Bases 167 to 1015 code for a protein of 282 amino acids.
ACCCACCGCUCACACAUCUUCUCGAAAUCUCUUGGGUUCCAAACCACACUCCUCUCCUCUCCCUCACCUCGGCCGCUGCGCUGCACUCGACUCCUCUCAUCCUCUCCCCCUCCUGCCGCUCCGGCGAAGGCGAAGGGGAAGGCGAGCGCGCGCUCGGGCCGGCGCGAUGGCGGCGCUGGAGCAGAUCAGCAGCACGAAGAUGUUCGGCGGCCGCAACCUCCGCUUCCGCCACCAGAGCGCCACCCUCGGCUGCCCCAUGACCUUCUCCCUCUUCGUCCCGGCGUCUCCGGCGUCCAACCUCCCCGUGCUGUACUGGCUCUCCGGCCUCACGUGCAACGACGAGAACUUCAUUAUCAAGGCCGGUGCGCAGCGCGCCGCUGCCGCCCACGGCAUCGCCCUCGUCGCCCCCGAUACCUCCCCACGUGGGCUUAAUAUAGAGGGAGAGGCAGACAGUUGGGAUUUUGGUGUUGGUGCUGGAUUCUAUUUGAAUGCCACAAAUGAAAAGUGGAAAAAUUGGCGCAUGUAUGACUAUGUUGUGAAGGAGCUUCCAAAAGUUUUAAGUGACAACUUUGAACAGCUGAACACUUCACGGGCAUCCAUUUUUGGGCACUCAAUGGGAGGGCACGGUGCACUAACAAUCUAUUUGAAGAACACUGAUAAAUACAAGUCGGUGUCUGCAUUCUCUCCUAUUGCCAACCCAAUAAACUGCCCCUGGGGUCAGAAAGCAUUCUCAAACUAUUUGGGCCCGAGUAAAUCUGAUUGGGAGGAAUAUGACGCAACCUGCCUGAUCAAAAAGUGCAACAAAAUUUCAACUCCUAUCCUAAUUGAGCAGGGAGAGGACGACAAAUUUCUGGCAGAGCAGCUUCUACCUCGCAACUUUGAGGAGGCGUGCAAGGCUGUGGGAGCUCCUUUGACACUCCGCAUGCAACCUGGAUACGACCAUUCCUACUUUUUCAUUGCUACAUUCAUUGAUGAUCACAUUGCCCACCACUCUCAAUUUCUGAACAGUAACUGACUACCAAGUUACUUGUAGUGAGGCCAUGGAGAGACAGGGGAAGCUUUCAAUCCUUCUACUAUCUGUAGUAUUAUCUGUCUGCCCAGACAACUUCAGGUGUCAAAUAGUAUCACCAGCUGGAAAUAAGAUGAAUGAUUAGGCUUUGCAGGCUAUUCAAGUACAGUAGAAUGGGAGCCUGAUAC